CAAAACAAAUUAAGUAUCAAAGAUAGCAAGUGCAUGACUUGUGCCCAGCACUUGACUUAGGGUGAAGCCAUAAGACUCAAAUUAGAGUUGGAUCGUCUGAAUUUUUUCUAGAAAUAAUAAUAUUAUUUUGGGUAAUAUCGUACAUAUAAGUAAGAUUCACAUUUCUUCAAUCUGUCUUGAAAUAUACUGCUUAGAUUUGAUAGAUAUAACUGAAAACCUAUAGAUUAUCUGGUGUUCUUUUCAUAACUAGUUUUUUGCUUUUGCAUGAUUAUUUUGAGACGUUUAGCAUAGUUCAUAUUUUUAAAUUCACAAUAUCUUUUCCACCUCUUUAAAUAAAGAGGCUAAACCACGAUGUAUAUAUGCUGUUUUUUGCAUGUAAAUUAUAAAUGACGGGAUAAAAUUAUCUUUUCAAAUUUUUAUUAUAUCAAAACUUAAUUUAAUAAAAUAAAUACUCGAUACAAAACAGUUGGAUAUAUAUGGGUAAAUUUUAAUAAUUUUUUUUAAGACAGUAUUAGAAAUUAAUACUUGUUGAUAUGUUUUGCACAUGCAUAAUUACUUGAUGACAUAUCCAAUGAGAUUUUUCAAAAGUUUUGUUAGUAAAUACAUUGUAGGAUUUUCUUUUCAUAACUAGUUUUCCGAUUUUGCAUGAUUAUCUUUAGAUGUUUAGCAUAGUUCAUAUUCUUAAAUUUACCAACUCUUUAACUAAAGAGGCUAAACGAUGAAGUACAUUGUUUUUUUUUGCAUGUAAAUUAUAAAUGAAGGGAUUAACAAUUUUAUCAUAUAUCAAAACUUAAUUUAAUAAAAUAACUACUCGAUAAAAAAAUCGGAUAUAUAUGGGUAAAUUUUACAUUUUUUUAUUAAGAUAGUAUUAGAAGUUAACACUUGAUGAUAUAUAUUUUUUCAUGCAUAUUUUUUUUAGAUUACUUGAUGAUUAGGUGUUUUGCCAGCAUAUGCAGACAUAAUCAUUUUAUAAAUAGUUAUUAUUACAUAUAUUAUCACAAUUGAAUAGAUCUCUCAUAGCUAUAUCUAAUGUUUCAAAAAAUUAUUUACAUAUUGUUAGAGCUUUGUCCGUAUAACAACCCAAGAUUCUUUAAUCAAAGCAAAUAUGCUUGAAGUGAACCAACACUUAUUGAACUCGCUGGAAAGAAACAUUAUGAUUUGUUGGUUUGUUUGAGUUUGAAAUUUUUAGAAGUGAUUAUGUGGAUAUUUUUUUUUUUUGGACAGUAGAACACUAAAUAAUUGUGGUGUUAAUUUUAAUAUUAUGUGUACACAAAUACAAAUAAAUUUUGCAGUUUAACCUGAUCGAACUUGUAAAUAAUUCGUCAUCAUAGAAAAAGUAUAUUUAUAUAAGAGUAUUUAUUGUUUUAUAUAAUAAUAAGUUUGUAUAAAUAUUAAUGGAACGAAAAAGAAAUUCAAUUAUAUAUUACCAUUAUCUAAAAAUUAUUUAUUAUGUUAUUGUCCAAAAUUUAAUAAAAAAUACAGAUAAAUAAUUGUUAACAAAUAUAAUAAAUAAAAUUAAUUAUUCAUUAAGAGUAUAAAAGAUACUAACUAGUCUAACUUUUGAACGAGAAAGUUGAAUGCGAAAAAUCACUUUACUAAUUAUAAUAUAAAUAAAUAGAUAUGUUUUGCUCAUGCAUAACUUUUUGUGUGUCGCAAACUUUGAGGGUACCUUCUAGGCCGAGGCACAACUUACAUAAUUGAAAAUAACAGCAAAUUUUAUGUGGUGCCACCGGGACAACAAUGAAGGAUGUGCGAUGGUGUUAUGUAGAUGCUUCAUGGAAGGAAAAAGAUAAAUCCUAUGGACAAAGUUGGUUUUCAUUCACAGGGGAUUCAACUGUCAAGAUCAUGGGGUCGAUGAAUAUACGACAAAGCCUAUUGCUUUUGCAUGCAAAAUGUAAAGCCUUGAUUUGGGCUACUGAGUGCAUGAUGAUUAUCAAAGGUGAAGUCUGCAAUAUACUGCUUUUAUUUGUUGAAGAUGAUGUUUAGAUUGAUGGAAUAUCCAGCUUUCGCGUUUCAUAUGGAAGAAAUUUAACGAUGUAAAGACAUAUAUGGGCUUUCCAUGAACUAAGUACGUAAUGAAGCCCAGUAUUUGCCCAAUCAUAUAAACUUCGACAAGUCGGCGAAACUCCUCCGGGGAAAUCAUAUCGCCGGGAAAAUUCGAAGUCAUGUCUAUUCGGAACUCUACGAGGUUUCGCGGCGGAGAUAACUCAGAAGACGCCGAUGUAGAUAACAUUGAUUUUACAGAAAACGAAGAGGAUGAAGAAGACGACGUUGACAACGGCGCCUCUGCAUCUGCUAACGACGAGAUCGAUCCACUAGACGCAUUCAUGGAGGGAAUCCACGAGGAGAUGAAGGCUGCUCCACCUCCCAAGCCAAAGGAGAAAGUGGAGAGGUACAAGGACGACGAAGACGACGAUCAUGUCGUGAGUUUCCUCAAGGCCAAGAAGGAUUUGGGGCUCACGCUAGCUGCGGACGCGCUUAACGCUGGUUACAACUCCGACGAGGAGGUGUAUGCUGCAGCUAAGGCAGUAGAUGCUGGGAUGCUGGAGUACGAUUCCGAUGAUAAUCCGAUUGUUGUGGAUAAAAGGAAGAUCGAGCCGAUUCAAGCGCUUGAUCAUAGUUCAAUUGAUUACGAACCGAUCAAUAAGGACUUCUACGAGGAGGUUGAAUCAAUAUCCAGGAUGAGUGAACAAGAAGCUUUGGAUUAUCGUAAGAGUUUGGGGAUUCGUGUGUCCGGAUUUGAUGUUCCUAAGGCAGUAAAGACCUUUGAGGAUUGUGUUUUUUCCACACAGAUCAUGAGUGCUAUCAAGAAACAAGCUUAUGAGAAACCCACUACCAUACAGUGUCAAGCUUUAGCGGUUGUGCUCUCUGGUCGAGAUGUUAUUGGCAUAGCCAAAACUGGUUCAGGGAAGACCGCAGCUUUUGUUCUUCCCAUGAUUGUUCAUAUUAUGGACCAGCCGGAGCUUCAGAGAGAAGAAGGUCCUAUUGGUGUCAUAUGUGCCCCAACCAGAGAGCUGGCGCAUCAGAUAUUCUUGGAAGCGAAGAAAUUCUCGAAAGCGUAUGGCUUACGAGUCUCAGCUGUGUACGGUGGAAUGGGGAAACAUGAGCAGUUGAAAGAACUCAAGGCGGGAUGCGAGAUAGUUGUUGCUACUCCUGGAAGGUUGAUAGAUAUGCUGAAGAUGAAGGCUUUGACAAUGAUGAGAGCCUCGUAUCUGGUUCUUGACGAGGCUGAUCGGAUGUUUGACCUUGGUUUUGAGCCGCAAGUGAGGUCUAUCGUUGGCCAGAUUCGUCCAGAUCGCCAGACUUUACUGUUUUCAGCCACUAUGCCUUGGAAAGUUGAAAAGUUAGCUAGGGAGAUCCUUUCGGAUCCCAUUAGAGUCACUGUUGGUGAAGCUGGGAUGGCUAAUGAAGAUAUUACACAGGUUGUCAAUGUGAUACCAUCAGAUGCUGACAAACUUCCUUGGCUACUUGAGAAGCUACCUGGAAUGAUUGAUGAAGGUGAUGUAUUGGUUUUCGCUUCUAAAAAGGCCACGGUUGAUGAGAUCGAAGCGCAGCUGACUCUGAACGGUUUUAAAGUUGCUGCCCUUCACGGUGAUAAAGACCAAGCAUCACGAAUGGAAACGUUGCAGAAGUUCAAAUCUGGAAUCUACCAUGUGCUAGUUGCCACCGAUGUUGCUGCCCGAGGUCUCGACAUUAAAUCGCUUAAGACAGUGGUUAACUACGACACUGCUAAAGACAUGGACAUGCAUGUACAUCGUAUUGGUAGAACAGGUCGUGCUGGUGACAAAGAUGGGGUUGCCUACACACUUGUUACGCAGAGAGAGGCUAGAUUUGCUGGUGAACUGAUUAACAGUCUGGUUGCUGCUGGUCAGAAUGUGCCUCAAGAACUCAUGGAUCUCGCCAUGAAGGAUGGACGAUUCAAGUCCAAGCGUGACGGAAGAAAAGGAGGUGGGAAGAAAGGUGGAGGACGAGGUGGUGGAAAUAGAGGAGUACGAGGAGUUGAUUUUGGUCUUGGUAUUGGAUUUAACUCGGAAUCAAGUGGGACAUCGUCUCAAGCUGCACCAAGUAAAGGGGUGAUCAAUUCUGUGAGAACCGGAGUAAUGGCCCAAUUCAAGAAUAGCUUUGUGGCUGCUACGCCAUCAAACCAAGCUUAUCCGAACAAGAGACCCGCCCUAACGGGAUUUGUCUCAGGUGGGGCCAUUGGUGGGGACAUGGGUAGAGCUCAAACUCAAACUCCCCCAGUAGCAACUAGUCAUCACUCGAGUCAAAAGAAUACACAGAGUUCUGAAGAUCGGCCAAGAGAGAGGAAAAGGAGAUCUGGUUGGGAUAGUUGAUUUCAAGUGUUUUUUACAGUAUCCUCCUUGUAUCAUCAUGUGUAAAAAACAUUAGCGAUACCUUUUUGUUUUAGCUCUCGAAUAUCUUUUAAAUGUCACACGUGUUGUUUACUAGCUACGAGAGAAUUAUACAGAAGAUAGAAACUUAAAA
Brassica rapa (field mustard) is the source of this 4485-nucleotide messenger RNA. RefSeq names its product DEAD-box ATP-dependent RNA helicase 24. The record is from RefSeq and is a predicted model, not a curated record. Gene Ontology annotation, molecular function: RNA helicase activity; ATP binding; nucleic acid binding. Lineage: Eukaryota; Viridiplantae; Streptophyta; Magnoliopsida; Brassicales; Brassicaceae.